Messenger RNA from Parnassius apollo (apollo), 1179 nucleotides. The record is from the annotation of a GenBank genome assembly. Lineage: Eukaryota; Metazoa; Arthropoda; Insecta; Lepidoptera; Papilionidae.
AUGACAGGUAUAUUCAUUGUGGGUGCCAAACGUACACCAUUUGGCACGUUCGGCGGAGUGUUUCGCAACACGACGGCCUCGGAACUGCAGACUACUGCCAUGGUGGCCGCCCUGCGUGAAGCCGGAGUGGCGCCCACUCAGGUCGACAGUGUAGUCGUCGGGCAAGUUAUGCCGGUGUCUCAAGUCGAUGGGUCUUACAUCCCAAGGCACUCGUCUCUCAAGGCGGGCAUACCGCAGGACCGGCCGGCACUCGGCGUCAACCGACUUUGCGGCUCUGGGUUCCAAUCCAUUGUCAACAGCGCACAGGAUAUUCUCACUGGUGCAGCCAAAAUAUCUUUGGCUGGUGGAGUAGAGAACAUGACCCAAGCUCCUUUCGCUGUUCGUGGCGUUAGAUUCGGAACAGCUUUGGGUACUUCUUAUGCAUUUGAAGAUACAUUGUGGGCGGGACUUACUGACACCUUCUGUGGACUGCCCAUGGGUAUGACUGCGGAGAAACUUGGUGGACAGUUUGGAAUUACUAGGGACGAGGUUGACAACUUUGCUUUGAAGUCCCAACAGAGAUGGAAAGAUGCCAACGAUGCGGGAAUAUUUAAAGCAGAGAUUGAACCAAUGACACUGAAGAUCAAGAAGAAGGAGGUGGCUGUGGAAGUGGACGAGCACCCUCGUCCCCAGACCACGUUGGAGGGACUCAAGAAGUUGCCGCCUGUGUUCAAGAAGGAUGGUUUGGUUACUGCUGGAACUGCUUCGGGUAUAAGCGACGGUGCUGGAGCACUAGUCCUCGCGAGCGAAGAAGCUGCCAAGAACUUGAAGCCAUUAGCUCGGCUGGUGGGCUGGUCGUAUGUAGGCGUAGACCCCAGCAUUAUGGGCAUUGGACCUGUUCCAGCUAUUGAGAACCUGCUCAAAGCCACUAAAAUGACCCUGAACGAUGUGGACCUCAUUGAAAUCAACGAAGCGUUUGUGGCCCAAACGCUGUCCUGUGCGAAGGCACUCAAGCUGGACAUGGAGAAACUGAACGUGAAUGGUGGCGCUACGGCCGUAGGUCAUCCUCUCGGCGCUUCUGGAUCCCGUAUCACUGCCCACCUCGUUCACGAACUCGGACGGCGCGGUUUGAAGAGAGCUAUCGGAUCAGCUUGCAUCGGCGGUGGCCAGGGCAUCGCUCUUAUGGUAGAGGCCGUCUGA